CUCGAUCUGGACCACAAACCGUGUCUAUGAUCUGGUCUGAUUUGGUCCGAACCCCACCGUUUCCCACCCCUAAACCUAUAGGAGGAUAGUAAGGCAACCUGUUUCUGAUGGGAAUUACCGAAUUAAACUCUGCAGUCUGCAUCCUAAUUGGUGACCAGUUUAAAACCCUAGAAACUCAAAUUGUACGGGUCCUCCAAAUUCCUCGCUACUACAACACCAAAAUUGUUCCCCAAAAGAUCAGUAUCCAGAAAGCGAAAACUGUCCCAUCUGUUUUUCUUGCGCCUAACGGAGAUGGCGGAUAUCCCGAAGACUGUAAUCUAUCACGAAAGGCAAAGGCUGCAGUUCUGCCUGUUACACGCUCUCAACAACCUCUUCCAGCAAAAAGACGCAUUCACUCGGCCCAGCUUGAAUUCCAUUGCAGAGAAGCUGAUACUGGAUGAUCCCAACAAGCAAGGCUGGACGCCAUUUUCCGUUGUCUUCAAGCCCCACCACAAUGCUUUCACCGGGAAUUACGACAUCAAUGUCUUGAUUUCCGCCCUGGAAGAGAAAGGCAAGACCGUGGUUUGGCACGACAGGCGAAAUGGAGCUUCCACCAUCGACCUCGAGGACCCUCAGGGGAGUCUUUACGGUAUUGUGCUCAAUGUCCCUGUUAGACGCUACGUUGGAUUGUGGAAAGGCAGGCACUGGGUGGCCAUGAGAAAGAUUGAUGGGGUUUGGUAUAACCUGGAUAGCGAUCUUAGGCACCCUGUCGCUUUUGAAGAUAGUGAGGAGGUUAGGGGGUUCUUGGAUUACGUUAUAAGUCAUGGCUCCGAGGUUUUACUUGUCAUGAACCAUCAAGAUUAGUGUUCUUUCCCCCCUCCUUUUUUCCUUCUUACUAUUACAUAUUCUGUUGUAGUGUCAUGAUGAUUGAUGUUCAGGGUAUGCCUAGGUGUGCACUUUGAAUACGUGUCUAGGUGUGUUCCUCUUCUUUUGUAACUAGAUAGCCCUAAAGGGUGCAGAGUAUCUUGGGGGUUUCAACUGUGUGUUGAUGUUUACAUUUAGUAUGUACCACUGUUGCACACUAAGGGAUGGUGGAAAGGCUCUUUCCUAAGUCUAUUCUUUUAGAAGGCUGUAAGCCAUUCACUUUGCUUGUUUUGGCCCCAGGUUUUUAAACAAGCCAUGACCUGUCAUUCUCCUUAUCACCAGUUGAAAAGUUACUGUCCAUUAGUUCCAUCAUGGAGGUCAACUAGAUGCAUUGCUUGCCCCUUUCAGGAUGGGAAGUAUGGUUAACUUGAUGAAUCAGUGGUUACAGAUAUGUUUAUGUCUCUUGGUAUGUAUUUCCGGCGUCAUUACAGCGCAUCCCAUGUCUUAGUGAAAUGCAUUUGAGAUGUUGAAUGCCAAUUGUUAGCCAGGAAGUGGUUCUAAGCUGCCAAAUGCACACCACCGCAUCCAGAUUCAUCUUGAAACUGCUUCUGUUUAUCUUGCAAAGCUGGUUAGCUAGAUAGUGCCAUUUCAGCCUCCCUCCUGUCGUCCAUCAAAGUUGGCUGCUAGCUUUUUGUUGUUUUCCCUUGUCAAAGUCUACUGUGAACUCUUUUUCGCACAAAUAUGCAGCAACCCUAUAUCUACUUACUAAAGAUCAGUAGGUAGU
Linum trigynum is the source of this 1627-nucleotide messenger RNA. Lineage: Eukaryota; Viridiplantae; Streptophyta; Magnoliopsida; Malpighiales; Linaceae. The record is from the annotation of a GenBank genome assembly.